Messenger RNA from Vicia villosa (hairy vetch), 1386 nucleotides. RefSeq lists its product as uncharacterized. Bases 109 to 1281 code for a protein of 390 amino acids. Lineage: Eukaryota; Viridiplantae; Streptophyta; Magnoliopsida; Fabales; Fabaceae. The transcript has 2 exons. The record is from RefSeq and is a predicted model, not a curated record.
UCUCCUUUUUGUUCCAAGAAAAGAAAAAGAACAAACACACACUUGCUCUUAACUUCUUGUGCAUUUCCUCACUGUUUUCGUUGCUCCAUUGUCAUCAUCAUCAAAGGAAUGGCACCCUUUUUAAAGAGAAAGAAGACUGGUUCUGGUGAGGGAUCUUCCUCACAAUCUGGCAGGUUUGAUCGGACGAAGUUUCAAGGUCCGGAGCAAGAGGCGAGGUACCAUGAGCUCGAAAGCCGAGUUGUGUGGAGUGAACGCACUGUGGUUCCAAUUGACCACGGCCACUUCCAAAGGGCGUGGACUGCUUUGUCUGAAACAUGCUGGGACAAGUUGUUCACUCCACCAAAAUUCUAUCAGGUGGAGAUUGUCAGAGAAUUCUAUGCAAAUGCCUUGCCUCCGAGCGGUUGGUUAGGUACUGAAGCUUACCUGUUUAGAACGUGGGUGAGAGGUAAGACCAUUGACUUUAGCAAAGAAGCAAUUUUUGAUUUUCUGGAUAACCCUCUUGCUUUGGUAGAAGAGUGUGAGUACCAUCCCAGGUUGAAUAGAGGAAACCGGGACGUGGAGAGUAUUAGGGAGAGGAUUUGCAGGGCUGGUUUCACCUAUACUCUGACUAAAGCUGGGCUGCCAAAGACUUUUACUCGUAGUCAGUUGACGGAGGAGGCUCAGUUGGUGACUUCGGUGGUCCUUUACAACAUUAGGCCACGGAGUCACACUUCCUCCCUCACCAUUGAUACUGCAGGUUUGGUUCAGGGUAUUUUGAAUGGUGAUAACAUUGAUGUGUCUAGGAUUGUGGCGAAUGAGCUGAAAAGAGUCGCCCUGAAUGGGACUCUUCAUGGUGAUGGGGUCAAAUGUAGGUUGAUUUUUCCUGGAUUAAUUAUGGGUUUAUGCAGGAAGGCUGGUGUCCGGUUUCCAUCUGGUGGUAUGAUUCCCAUGGAUGGUGUUAUAGAUGAUAUUUUUGCUAAGAGGUACUGUUUGCCUGGAGGUCGUCCUUUUGGUGCUGCUGCUAAUACAUCUGACCUUCCCGAUGCUUCUCAAGCUGUUCCGGUUGCUGCUGCACCGCCUGCUGGUCCUCAGUAUGGUGAUGCAAGUGAUUGGAACUAUCAGAUGCAUAUGGCGCAUCAGAGAGCGUUUAUGUUUUUGCAGGAUUCUAUCCGGCAGCUUUCUCUGCAGCAGCCUGUUGGUUCCAGGGAUGAUUUAUCUGCUUAUGCUUCAUGGCCUGAGGGCAGGCCAGAUCCUGAGGAGGGGAUGGCUGAUGAUGAUGAGGAUACUUCUGAUGAGGAGUAGUUUUGCUUUGUGCUUUAUUGUUAUUUUUAUUGUUUUUAGUUUUAUGUUAGAACAAUUUUUACUUUGUUUUUAAUUUUGUUCCAUCCUGUUGGAUGAGGUACUUUG